Molecule: messenger RNA, 583 nt
Organism: Rhagoletis zephyria (snowberry fruit fly)
Lineage: Eukaryota; Metazoa; Arthropoda; Insecta; Diptera; Tephritidae
Source: RefSeq, a predicted model, not a curated record
ACGAAGCAAAUUUCCUACAUGUUGAAAAUACCAAUUGAAGCGGUGAUGAAAUUGAUGAUGGGCGACAAUAUAUUCGACGUAGAGAGUAACAUUUAUCGACAAGUAAUACCGGAGCUAGAGCAGCUGUACAGGGAUGCUGGCGUUGAAGUGACGUUCUCGCCGCAGUACUUUGAGCUGCAAACGCCAUCCGAAUUCGGUGUUAUACUCAUGGAAGACCUGCGGCAGCGUGGCUUUAAGAACGCCAAUCGCUUGGAAGGUUUCGAUAUGGAGCACACUAAGUGCGCAUUGAAAAAAUUGGCGCAAUGGCAUGCCACUUCAGCAGUGCGCGUCGAAACUAAGGGUAAAUAUCCAAAAAUUGUCAGCAGCGGCAUUUUCACAGAAGAAUUUCUGGCGGCGAUGAAACCUAUGCACUUAGCGUCCAUAAAGUUGUUCAAUGAGUGUGUGCGAACAUAUGACGGACAUGAGGCGUACAUAGGCAGCAUGGUAAGUAUGCAAGUACAUACAUAUGUAUGUAUGUAUGUGGGUUUGAGAACGAAAUUGCAGUAUUCGCGAAAAUAAGCUUUUUCAUUAGAAAGCUUCUUAU